AUGCCUGAGAAUACCAAUGCCCCUAUGCCCACUCCUAUGGCACACUCUUCACGUCUUACUAGUCAAGGCGACCUCUUCAAUGAUGAAGAUGCCUCCUCCUACCGAAGACUCAUUGGCCGCCUCAUCUACCUCACCAAUACCAGACCCGACAUCACCUUCUCUGUCUAUAAUCUUAGCCAAUUUGUUUUCCCUCCUACUUCCCUACAUCAACAAGCUGCUCACCGCAUUCUUAGAUACCUUAAGGGAAGUCCUGGCAAUGGAAUCCUCUUCCAAAGAACCAACACCAAUCAACUCAAAGCCUAUAGUGAUUCUGACUGGGCCACCUGUCCCGAAUCCAGAAAAUUUAUCACUGGUUACUCCAUUUAUUAG
Vigna radiata var. radiata (mung bean) is the source of this 369-nucleotide messenger RNA. RefSeq lists its product as uncharacterized. NCBI's taxonomy places the organism in Eukaryota, Viridiplantae, Streptophyta, Magnoliopsida, Fabales, Fabaceae. The coding region runs from base 1 to 369 and encodes 122 amino acids. The transcript has a single exon. The record is from RefSeq and is a predicted model, not a curated record.